ACCCCGCGAGAAGAGAUGACCAUGACCACCAUGCCAGAAAGUCUCAACAGCCCCGUGUCGGGCAAGGCGGUGUUUAUGGAGUUUGGGCCGCCCAACCAGCAAAUGUCUCCUUCUCCCAUGUCCCACGGGCACUACUCCAUGCACUGUUUACACUCGGCGGGCCAUUCGCAGCCCGACGGCGCCUACAGCUCGGCCUCGUCUUUCUCCCGACCGCUGGGCUACCCCUACGUCAACUCGGUCAGCAGCCACGCGUCCAGCCCCUACAUCAGUUCCGUGCAGUCCUACCCAGGCAGCGCCAGCCUCGCCCAGAGCCGCCUGGAGGACCCAGGGGCUGACUCCGAGAAGAGCACGGUGGUGGAAGGCGGUGAGGUGCGCUUCAACGGCAAGGGGAAAAAGAUCCGCAAGCCCAGGACAAUUUACUCCAGCUUGCAGUUGCAGGCUUUGAACCGGAGGUUCCAGCAAACUCAGUACCUAGCUCUGCCCGAGAGGGCGGAGCUCGCGGCCUCCUUGGGACUCACGCAGACGCAGGUCAAGAUCUGGUUCCAGAACAAGCGCUCCAAGUUCAAGAAGCUGAUGAAGCAGGGCGGGGCAGCUCUGGAGGGGAGCGCGCUAGCCAACGGCCGGGCGCUCUCUGCCGGCUCCCCGCCGGUGCCGCCUGGAUGGAACCCCAACUCCUCAUCCGGAAAGGGCUCAGGCAGCAGCACGGGCUCCUACAUCCCCAGCUACACGUCAUGGUACCCCUCGGCGCACCAAGAAGCUAUGCAGCAACCCCAACUCAUGUGA
Eptesicus fuscus (big brown bat) is the source of this 783-nucleotide messenger RNA. RefSeq names its product distal-less homeobox 1 (gene DLX1). Gene Ontology annotation, biological process: embryo development; cell differentiation; negative regulation of transcription by RNA polymerase II. The record is from RefSeq and is a predicted model, not a curated record. The transcript is spliced from 3 exons. The coding region runs from base 16 to 783 and encodes 255 amino acids. Gene Ontology annotation, molecular function: RNA polymerase II cis-regulatory region sequence-specific DNA binding; DNA-binding transcription factor activity, RNA polymerase II-specific. Lineage: Eukaryota; Metazoa; Chordata; Mammalia; Chiroptera; Vespertilionidae.